Cryptococcus amylolentus CBS 6039 is the source of this 6557-nucleotide messenger RNA. RefSeq lists its product as hypothetical. NCBI's taxonomy places the organism in Eukaryota, Fungi, Basidiomycota, Tremellomycetes, Tremellales, Cryptococcaceae. The transcript has 11 exons. The record is from RefSeq and is a predicted model, not a curated record. The coding region runs from base 65 to 6499 and encodes 2144 amino acids. Gene Ontology annotation, molecular function: protein binding.
CCAAACCACAACAGAUCCAUUCUAUAACAGUCCGCCAUCUCUCUACCAAACCCUUCCCUCCGCCAUGUUCGGGAACAAUGCUUUCGGGGCUCUGGCGAUGGACAACGAUGCCUCCAAUGCUGCCGGACCAAGCUCCCAAGUCAUCGAAGGAGAAGAGCUCGACGUUUCAUGGUUGAAGCUUGUCAAAAGGAAUGGAGGUGUGGAUGUACGAGUCUCCGAAAAGAUUGAAUUGGAAGGACUGCCGAAUGAGUGCAAUUUGAUGACGGUGGUGAACAAGUGGGGUCUCCUCAUUGUUGGGAGUAACAGUGAUAUUCGGAUACACCGUUUGGUAGACGUACACAAGGCCAUCAAUGAGGCGCCUCCUGGAGGGAAAACCCUGCCGGAAAUUGCACCAGCGCAGACAGUGUCCCUGCCGGCUAGGCCUGUAUGGAUCAGGUCGGCGAUGAACGAGGAGCGAGUGGUCGUCGCUACAGCGAACGGCGCCGGGAUAUUUGUAUGGAAUCUGAAAGAUAUCAUUGCGGGCAGCACCAACCCUCUCCAUUCGUUCUCCACCAAUAUCCCCAGUCACCUGCUUAAUGUGCUUCCGAACCCAUCUUCGGACUCUUUAGGGCGUUUAGUGGCGUUGGUGGCCAACGAGGGUCUUGUGAUGGCGGACAUUGAAGAAGGAAAGCUCAUGCCACCAGUGGCGGGGCCCUUUUCAUCUGCAUGCUGGUCGCAGAAGGGCAAGCAAAUACUAGUUGGCAAGCCUUCCGGUGAACUGGUCCAAUACACUCCCGAUGGAGUCGCCAAAGCCGAGAUUCCCCAUCCCCCCAAUCUUAAUCACCGCCCUUCAUCUAUACAAUGGCUGGAGAACGACCUUGUGCUGGUCACCUACGUGCAGAAUGCCCAAAACAUGGACAGUGACCCAAUCGAACAAUACAUUGUCAGCCGCAAGAACGGGUCACACUCGUUUGUCAAAUUCUUUGACCCUCUGAAUAACAUGGGUUUCCCUGCAAGGUCAGAGGAUUUCAGGCAUUAUGCGGGGCUUGCUGCAUGGGGUUCAGAAUCAAAGCACUUGGCGUUCCUCAUUUCCGGGGCUGCGCCUGAUAUUGCGGUGAUGAACGGCCAUCCUCCAUCAGGCAACGUGCCCCCUCAAUGGGAAGUACUAUUCCUUGACGGGUCAGAGAGAGGUACGAUGCCAGUAGCCAAAGCUGGCCGCGACAACACCUCCCCUCUGGCGCUCGGAUUCGACUUUACCAGCCAAGAGCCAGUACAGCAAAGUACUGACGGUACCCUUCCCGAUCUUGCCCCAGUUCCAAGGCUCCUCACGUUCAGCCAGGAAGGUGUCAUUAUCUCUUUUGAUGUUCUGAACCCCGACGCUGGACCAUACCCUGGUAUGAUUACUCCUCAAGAUAUCCUCUCUGGCGGCUCAGCAGCCGCGCCCUCACCUGCCCCUGCUGCUACGCCCGCCUCAUCCACCCCGAAAUCCGCUUUCGGUGCAUCCUCCGGGUCAGCGUUUGGGCAAUCUGGUUUCGGUGCGGCCAAGCCUGCAGCCUUCGGUUCUUCUACCUUUGGUUCUUCGCCCGCUUUCGGCCAGAGCUCAAAGCCUGCCAGCACCGCUGCGCCCAACGCUGGCUCUGCAUUCGGUCAAUCGGCGUUCGGCACGGUCAAACCCUCUGGUUUCGGCACAUCUGCCUUCGGACAGAACCCUACGCCCAACGCUUCGGGCGCAUCAACGCCCUCAGGUGGAGCAUCAGCAUUUGGAAGUGCGCCGGCGUUCGGCAAUGCGGCCCAGCCAGCUGCAUCCGGACAAUCAGCAUUCGGGCAAGCUGCUAAACCCUCCGCUUCUGGUUCCGCCACCCCAUCUGCUUUCGGGCAGAGCUCCACCCCCGCCUUUGGUCAGUCUGCGUUCGGUCAGUCUGCGUUCGGUCAAUCGGCGUUCGGGCAGUCUAGCAAACCUGCUAGCCCCGCGCCAUCUGCAUUCGGGUCCUCCCCAUCUGCUUUCGGUCAAGCAAACAAGCCCGCUUCUCCUGCCCCAUCUUUCUCCUCACAAACUUCAGCCUUCGGUUCCUCUGCCACCCAAGCCCCAGCUUUCAGCGGUUUCGGAAAAUCCGGAACCCCUAGUACUGCUUCCCCAGCUUUUGGCCAGUCCGCUCUUGGGCAGAAACCUGCGACAGGAACUGGGUCUGCUUUCGGAGCUGGUGGCGGCUUUGGACAGAGCGCUUUUGGUCAAAAGUCGGCGUUUGGGGCUGGGAACGGGAGUGCAUUUGGUCAGAGCGCGUUCGGCAAGCCUGCGUCUUCUCCUUCCAUUGGGGCGCCUAAACCGGUAUCGGCAUUUGCAGGCUUCGGUCAAACCAAGACUGAAACGCCCAAGGCUCCUUCCCCAGCGCUCUCGCAAAAGUCCAACAAAGACGACUUUGGGCUCGGCGGGUUUGCUUCGGCUUUGGAAUCUUCUAAAUCACCCGCGUCCGUCCCCGGGCUGGGAGAGUCACCACCUGCUUCUCCUGUGGGAGGAUCAAGCAAGAAACCCGCAGGUUUGGAGGAUGACACGCCCCCAAACUCUCCCCCUGUUAAGCCGGCCGCUCCAGCGCCCAAUGCUUUCGUUGCCCCUUCAUCCUCUUCGUCAGGCUUCUUUAAGCCCGCUACAGCCUUCGGGAACUCUGCCCCGUCAUUCGGGUUCAAUGCCACGGAGAAGAAACCUACAGGCCCCACCGCUUUCGGCUCAGGCUUUGCACCCGCUGGGUCGACUUCAUCCACCCCCUCAACGGGCAGUGCAUUCGGCAAACCAUCUGCUAUCGGUGGCGGUACAGCAUUUGGACAACAGUCUGCUAUCGGAAGCGGCUCUGCCUUUGGGGCCAGCGGCUUUGGCCAGAGCAAGCCCGCCAGUCCUGCUCCCUCAGCCUCUGGAUCCAUCACGGGCGGCUUUGGCGGGUUUGCUGCUAGUAAAGAGACGAAAGGCUUUGGUGGCUUCGCCAGCAAGGGCCCGUCUCUAUUUGGCCAGAAGAAGGAUGACGAGCAGAAGGGGAAUUCGGCCUUCAGCAAGCCUUCGUCGCCGUUUGGGACUCCAAAGAGUACUUCGGCGUUUGGUGCCGGAUCGCCGUUCGAUACGGGCAAGACGGACAGUGGGUCACUCUUUGGGAAACCUACACAGACUUCAGCCUUCACUUCCAAAUCUGCCCCGCCUGUAGAAGAAAAGAAGGACGAUAUCAAGGAAGAGGCCAAUCUGAUCAAGGAGAAGCAAGAGAAGAAGCAAGAGGAGAAACCGCCUGCUAAAGAGGACAGCAAGGUAGAGGGUGAGAAGCAAGGGGAGGACAAGCUGGAGAAGGAGAAGCAGGAGAAGGAGCGGGAUGAAGAAGUGGAAGGCUUUGAUGUGCCUGCUCCCCAGCCAGUCGAGGCAGAAUCACCACCCCCUGCGUCCGCGGAAACUCUCUCUACCCCUGCCAAGGAGACCACUACCCCGCCCGAUACUCCCGCCAAGGACGAAGAAGCAUCCAACGCAUCUGCUCCCGAGCCAACCAAAUCUACUUCGCCCGAGAUCCCGGUCAAAGAUGAAGAAGAGUCAACCACACCCAUCACUCUUGUCUCUGAACCUAGUGAACCGGAAACCAAGUCCGAGGCUGAUGUUGGCAAGGACAAGACUGUCAAUCCUGAUGAAGUGGAGACUCUGGAUCCAGAGCUAGAAGCCGCGAGUGAUGUGUCCGCAGAGAAGGCUGCUUUAGAGUCAAGCGAGGGUGCGAGUGGAGAUGCUGUCGUCGAACUGCUGGAGGAGGCCCAAAAACAAAGAACAAAUGAUGUGAUUGAAAAUGAACACCAGGACGUCUUUGAAGGAGUAGGCAGAGAUCAGAAACCUGCCACCGCUGUAUCUGGCUCUGACGGAGACAGCACCAAGGAGGAGACGAAGGAAGAGAUCGCUGAGCCUGCAGCGGACGAACACACCGCGGACUCCCCUGAGCCUUCCAAUUCUGACCUUUCGGAAGAAGAGCAGGACGCUGAAGUGUCUGGACUCGAGGAUCAGGAGAAUCAAGAGUUUGUGGGAGAAGAGGAAGAAGUGGAUGAACAGGAAGAAGAAGAGGACGAAGAGGAAGGGGACGAAGAAGGUGAAGACGAGGACGAGGAGGACUAUUCAGAAGAUGAGGAAGAGGAGGAUCAUGAAGAGAGACAUCGCAGGAGGUCAACCUCCAUUACCCCUGAUAUGUCUCCCAUCGACGAGGAACAAGAACUUGAUGAAGGAAGCGACGCCGGAGAAGACGAAGAGGAAGAGGAUGAUGCGGAGAAGGAAAGUUCGGUCAAACCCAAACCCAGCAGUCUUAAAUCACCUCCUGCUUGGUUCGCAACCAAGAGCUCGACCUCUGCGCCGACACCCCCUGAAGAGAAUGAACCUACGUCUCCUUCCCCCUCCUCCAGUUCCUCCUUGUUCUCGCGCCUUGGUCCAGCCACCUCGACUCCUUCCGAAGAACCCAAGACUAGUCCUACCGAUGCCCCCAAACUCCCUUUAAACUUUACCAAACACGCCUCUAGGACAAGCUCACCGUUAUCUGGUCCUCCUCUGGGAUCUACAACUCCCGAGUCGUCCCCGGCCAAACCUGUUGCUGCUCCAAGCGCAUUCGUAGGGUUUGGCCAGAAGCCGACAGAUGCGUCAAAGCCCAGUGGGUUUGGUGGGUUCUUUGCUACGAAGCCAGCGGAGGGCGAGCAAAAAUCCGAGGAAGUCGAGCCAUCCUUGUUUGGCGGAUUUGGACAGAAGUCCGCAGAAGCCUCCAAACCUUCUGCAGACAAAAAGGAAUCGCAAACGUCUGCUUCCACAGCGCCGAGUAGUUUUGGUCUCUUUGGCCAACCCAAGAUAGAGCCUAUCAAGCCUCCUGCGCCUGCUGCUCCUGCUGGAUCCUUAUUUGGACAGCCUGCUACGGCUCCUGCCGCACAGCCAAAGUCUGUGUUUGGCAAUCUUGGCCUUGGGAAGCCUUCUGGUUCCUCGACGCCGUCGGCAUUCUCCGCAAAGCCAUCGAAUGAACCUCAGGUGGCCUCGCCUCAGUCUUCCCCGUUGCCAAGCUCAAAACCGGCAUCUGCACCAGCAGCCCCCAAGCCUGAGCCCAGACCGCAACCGAGCGUCCCCAAGGCUGCGGACUUUACAGACUUGAGCGCGCCCGCGCGACCAGUCUUGGCUGAACGACCGUCAAAGGUGACUCAAAGUAGCGAGAAGACAAUGGGUAGCGUGGCAGUCAAGAUCGUAGAGACCCUCGAUGAGGACCUCCUCAAACUCAAGGACGUAGUCGCCUCAAACGCCAAAUUCCACCAGGAGCUUCGACGUCGUAACGCCGGCACCGUCGAUUUCGACGCCCUCGUUGAUGUAGUGGAAAAGCAGAGGACUUUACCCUUGUCUCAGCUGUCUCAAGUACAGCGUUUGAUCGACGACCUACACCCGCGAGUCGUCAAGCAGCAGAGGAUUGACGAAGAGGCGGAAGCUAGACUUGCAGAAUUGAGGUCAAAGAUGCUGAGAGUCGAUUCAAAGGUGGCCCAAGUGGAAAGACUUUUGAAAGCAAAGAGAGGUCAGAUCUCUGGAGAGAGUCUUGAUCUCAACCCAGACCAGGCCGCGUAUCGAUUGAAGCUGCGCAAUGCAGUACAGGACACCGAGGACAAGUUGCAGGAGCUGGAAAACGCUAUCGCUUCCCUCAGACAUCGCAACGAAAAACAGGAUGAGGGACAUGCUUCUCUCCCGCCUUUGGAAAGAAUCCAAAGGUCUGUGAGGAGUGUCGAUGCUGCUAUUAGGGAACGUCAACAGGCCAUCAAUGACCUGUCCAGGCGCAUCGCAUCCUGCCAUAUCGCCUCGCCUUCCGGGAACAGGUCGCUCCUCACCUCGCGCCGAGCACUCAACUUUGAGCCGACAAAGGACAUCAUGGCCGAGGUUGACGCUGUUCUUGCUGGGCCCUCCGAGACCAAGAAGAAGAGGCUGGGCAAACUCAAGGUCGCCAAGCUCAACAAACCGGUCGUUGCUAGGGGGGAAGGGUCGUCGGGGGUCAGAGGCGCUAGCUUUACGCACGAGUCUGUGUCUGCGGGUCCCGUCAUGAUCGAUGAUUUACCCCCAGCAGGUCAUUUCUCGCCUCCGGUCUCACCAAACAUUGCUCCCGCUCCAGAGUUGAAUGCUGAAGCUGCCGACCUCUACCUGUCCACCCUCUCCUCUUCCCCCCCUCUAGCUCAACCCGUGCCUGUUCCAGCCACCUCAUCUGCCCCCACUCCAGCCGUCUCGUCCCCUUCGGCAUUUGGUGGUAUCAAGUUCAACUUGUCACCCAGCUUUGAGGGACUAUCACACGAGUCAAGUUUGAGAAGGUCAGGUGGCUCGUCAUCAGGUAACAGCUUGAGGCCCGUUGCUGUCAAGUAUGUGCCCGGCGCUGCCUCGAGUGGGACGCCGCCGCCGCCAGCUGCCGGGAUGUUUAGCUUUGCGCCAAAAGACGGAGAAAAAGUGGUGACAGAUGAGAAAAAGCUGCCUUCUGGAUUCUUCAGUUUGAAGGAUUACAUGAACAAGAAUUGAUAGGGUGGUGACAUAGUGUACGAGUAGAGUAGACCGACAUAUCGAUGUAAUGGCAUAU